Trypanosoma conorhini is the source of this 2121-nucleotide messenger RNA. Its product is annotated as putative DNA excision/repair protein SNF2. Bases 1 to 2121 code for a protein of 706 amino acids. The record is from RefSeq and is a predicted model, not a curated record. Gene Ontology annotation, molecular function: ATP binding; ATP-dependent chromatin remodeler activity; DNA translocase activity. The transcript has a single exon. Lineage: Eukaryota; Euglenozoa; Kinetoplastea; Trypanosomatida; Trypanosomatidae.
AUGAACGAUGAGGAGCUGGAGGAGCUCUUCUCCAUCAGUCAGUACACCACCACCAGCACCGCCGCGGCGACUCCCACGGCAAAGCUGCGGGAGGAAGAAUCGGUUAACAUAGUUGGAGGCGGCACCAGUCGCAAGCGAACAGCUUCUUCCGCGGCCCCGCCCCUCCCUGUCACGCUGCCUAUUCCACCUGACAUCGAGGCGAAGCUUUUUGACUACCAGAAGGAGGGAGUUAGUUGGCUGUACGAAAGGCACCGCAAGGGCCGUGGUUGUCUUCUCGCAGACGAGAUGGGGCUUGGUAAGACUGUGCAGAUUGCCACCUUCCUUGGCGCGCUGUACAUGGGCAAGCUCGCCACGAGCGCCAUUAUUGUCCUGCCGCCCACGCUGCUGCCCUUGUGGGAGUCGGCGCUUCAACACUGGGGACGCCUGGGGCCGCCCGUGGUGGAGGUGAUUCACGGCGACGCCAAGGCGAGGCGGCUGCAGCGGUGGCGGCGGCUGAGGCACGGCACCGCCUGCCUCUUCCUCACGACGUACGGGGUGCUGCGGCAGGACAGCGGCGCCAUGGGGGUGCGCAUGGUCGACUACGUCGUCAUGGACGAGGCCCACCUGAUUAAGGACGCCUCCACGCAGGUGUUUCAGAGCGCCAUGGCCCUGUCAGCGCGCCACCGCAUAGCCAUUACGGGAACACCGCUAAUGAACAACUUUGAGGACCUCUGGAGCAUCUUUCAGUUUAUCGACGGCUCCAUUCUUGGGACCACACGGGCCGACUUUCGCUCCAUCAACGCCGUGCUGCUGCGCGGCAACGAACGCGACGCGCUCGAGAAGGAGCGGGUAGACGCGGGAAGGCAGCUGGCGCUCAUUCAGGCGGCCAUACGCCCCUUCAUGCUUCGCCGCGACAAGCGUCAGGUGCAGAUGUUGCCUGCUGGAAAGCGGGACCUUAUUCUUUGGCUGCGCCUGAAUGAAACGCAGGAGCGGCAGUACGUCUCCUUCGUCGAGGGUGGGCGCGUGGACGUGGCACUUCGCGAUAGCGACACCUCACAGCCGCUUGUUCUGCUCACGGCGUUGAUGCGGACGUGCGACCACCCGUGGCUCAACCUUAGUGAUGAGGCGUAUCGAGAGGCCGUGCGGCAUCCACUGGCGUGCCCCGAGGCAAACAAAAACUGCGGCGAUGCGCUUAACAGCGCGAAGAUUGCCGCGGCGCUGGCGUUGGUUGUGAAGUGCAUUGGUGAGCAGCGCAAGACCCUUGUUUUCUCGCGUUCCAAGCGUCUGUUAGACCUCCUGGCCGUUGCACUGCGCUGCUGGUGGAUUGACUUCGCCCGUCUGGACGGGGAUGUGCCGGCGGAGGAGCGGGUGGGCACCGUCCGGGCGUUCAACCAGAGUGCGCGGGUGUGGGUGUGCCUUCUCACCACGCAGGUUGGCGGCGUCGGCCUCACGGUCGAGGCCGCCUCCGCCGUCGUCCUGCUGGACCCGAGCUGGAACCCUUCCGCGGACGCGCAGGCGAUCGACCGCGUCCACCGCAUCGGCCAGACCCGCGAGGUGGUCGUCUACCGCCUCGUCACCUGCGGCACCGUGGAGGAGAAGGUCUACCGCAACCAGGUCUUCAAGGUCAUGGCGGCCAAGCAAACCGCCUCCCUCGGCGCGCCGGCAGGGCAGGAGGGCGCGGAGUUUCACCGCUACUUCACCCGCCUGCAGCUGCGCAGCAUGUUUGACGUGGGCACGCUGGACCGCAGCGAGACGGCGGCGCAGUUGGACGCCCUGCACCCCCACGCCGUGUCCCCCACGGAGCGCGCGGCGCUGACCGCGCUGCCGUUCGUCUGCGACGUCAGCGACAACAGCCGCGUCCACGUCGAGGCGGUGGUGGAGGCGGAGCGGGAGCCCGACACCCCCCUCGCCGCCGCGCGUCGCUGUGGCGCGAAACGCCGGCGACCCGCAAGCCAGUCCCCCCCGGCUUCGCAGGAAUGCCGCCACGAGCCGCUCAGCCAGGAGGAGGUCUCGGAACUCAUCCUGCAGCUGGAGGAGGAGGAGGGGGCUGCCGGCAGCCAAUCCGCCACCGGGCGGCUGUCGGCCUGCGACGAUGCGACGGCACUGGCGGCGUCCUCUGCUGGCAGAUCGUCGGCAGAGUGA